CAAGAACAUUCUAGUCGAUAACGGUCUCAAUGCCAAGAUAGCAGACUUGGGUGUUUCUAGGAUUGUGAACAUUCAGCCUGGCCGGCUAGCUGCCUCGAUGACUCAAAUGCCAGGCACUGGUGUGUACAUGCCACCAGAGGCAGCUCAAGAGGAAGGGGUCACACGAUACAACACUGCCAUAGACAUCUUCUCCUUUGGUGUGGUAUCUCUCUUCACACUGACGCAAACCUUCCCCAAAGAUCUCAAACCUGCAACAUAUCGAGAUCCUGCUACUCGAAGAGUCUUAGGGCGUACAGAAAUCGAACGCCGCGAACAUUACAUCAUUCCAAUGAAAGUAGCUCUUGGUGAGAUCCACCCCCUAGUCCAGUUGACCCUCGCUUGCCUGGAGUAUGACCAAGAAGAUCGACCAUCUGCUUUGGUGGUGUUGAGAGGAUUGGAGGAGGUUGGAACAACACUCCCUCAGAACUGCACCCAGACCAAGCUGGAACUGAUUCAACCGGUGUCUGUGAAGGACGAAGAGAUACAGCAAGUUGCUGCUGAGAAGCAAGCUCAAAUUAAUUGUCUUCAACAGCAAAUCUUUGAAAAACAUGCUCAAAUCGAUCAAUUUCAAGAAGUCAUUGAUCGUAAGCAAACUCAAAUCUCUGAGAAAGACACUCUUAAUACUCAAUUACAAGCAUCUAUCGAUCGUCUUCAAGCUGAUAAACGAGAGCAAGUUCGUGGACUGGAAGAACUGACCACUCUCCAACAAGAGCAGUUGGAAGUUCAACGCAGAGAAAUUGAUCAUCUCUCCAGUUCAGUGAGGUCUCUACAGAUACAGCCUCGGGAGGACACACCUCAGGGCUCAGGACAGAGAGAGGCAACCACAAACAAAACCACACAACCAAUCAAGAUUGUUGAUUCAAGCACUGGAAACGCAUUGCUACCACACAAGUCGACCACACCACAACCAACUGUUCCUACUGCCAUCACCUUCAACUGGACAACAUGCAAGGACAUACCAGGGCGGAUGUAUGUGCUCAGUCAACCUGUGGCUAUCAACGGGAAGGUGUACAUGAGAGGCUGGAGUAACAGGACUGAGACUGUGCUAGUGUACACACCAGAUCAGGAUAGCUGGGAUGAGCUGCCACCUCCUCCAGUGGACCGCUUCACCAUAGCACACUGAGAGGUCGACUGCUAGUGGUUGGAGGUCGGAACAAGUCUACUAAUGAGAAGACGAAUACCAUCCUAACAUUCGAUGAGAGCUCUCGACAAUGGGUCCAGUCACUUCCCCGCAUGCCAAAAGCAUUAACUUUGCCAGCAGUUGUUGAAUAUCAGAACCAUCUGAUCUUUAUCGGUGGACAUGACUCAAACGACACUAGGAUAGCUGACGUAAACAUUCUGAACACAAGUAACAAAUGGAUCACAGCCGAACCACUUCCCAGCACUGGUGACUACAGCACUUGCCUAAUUGGAGACACACUGUAUCUUGUAGGUCAAAACACUAAAGAAGUGUUUCGAGUUCAUGUACCCUCCCUCAUAUCACGAGCCAGUUCUGGUGUGUGGGAAUCUGUCGCAAGUGUGCCGUUCUAUCACUCGUCUAUCACUCGUCUCCCAUCGCCAUCGGCAACACCCUCCUGACUGUGGGGGGUUGUGAAGGACUAGGAGGUCACACUACCUCAAGCAUCCAUCUGUACGAUCCCACUAAAGACCAGUGGACACAAUGUGGUGACCUUCCCGAGGAAAUGUACUGUUGUUAUUGCAUUGAACUAUCUGGCAAACUGUGUGUACUUGGUGGUGUUAGAGGUCUCAUCGGUGGUGGUAUCACUAGCAGUUCUGUGUACACAUCAAUCCCAUCUAUUACACACUAGUAGUUAAUUUUAAUUGGAAUUCCAUGUUUAUUAUAUAAUUAUAAGCAUCAUUAUCGUACAAUUAUGUGUCAGUUGAUUGAAUAUUGUUUCUGAUAUA
Messenger RNA from Halichondria panicea, 1944 nucleotides. RefSeq lists its product as uncharacterized. The transcript is spliced from 2 exons. The record is from RefSeq and is a predicted model, not a curated record. Gene Ontology annotation, biological process: protein phosphorylation. Gene Ontology annotation, molecular function: ATP binding; protein kinase activity. Lineage: Eukaryota; Metazoa; Porifera; Demospongiae; Suberitida; Halichondriidae. The coding region runs from base 98 to 1162 and encodes 354 amino acids.